This is a messenger RNA of Coccinella septempunctata (seven-spotted ladybird), 1911 nucleotides long. RefSeq names its product putative exonuclease GOR. The coding region runs from base 376 to 1911 and encodes 511 amino acids. The transcript has 4 exons. The record is from RefSeq and is a predicted model, not a curated record. Gene Ontology annotation, molecular function: nucleic acid binding; exonuclease activity. Gene Ontology annotation, cellular component: nucleus. NCBI's taxonomy places the organism in Eukaryota, Metazoa, Arthropoda, Insecta, Coleoptera, Coccinellidae.
CAAUUCCUAUAAUCUGACAUGUGAUAAAAUUCAAUGUUCUAUUGCUCUACUCAAGUAUGUUUUCGAAUAUAAAUAAUGGUUUUCAAGUUUUACUGAAAAUUGGGGCAUCCUUGAGAAAGACAGAGAGAUUAUUUUUGUUCUAAAUUAUAUAAGAAUUGUGGAAAUGAAUAUCAUUUUGGCGUACCUACUAUUUUUUUCAUGCAGAUAUUUUGAACGAGUAAGAAUAAGAAUAUUGAAGGGCCUGAGGGACCUUAGAUAGGUACCAAAUUAGUGGUGACAUUCAAAGAUAAUUGAUAAUUAAUAGUGUUAUUGUAUAUGACAAGUUGAUUUUGAUUUUCGAAGAAAUGGCCUAAACAACAUCCUUUACUUCCCUGUAUGGACAACACUGCUCAUCUUAUGAUGUAUCAUCCAGAUUUUUCAGCGUACGGCAGGCCAGCUAUGUUUUUCGAUCGCAGAGGGAAUUUGGUACAGCCACCAGUUUGGCACACACCCCAGUUCUUACAGCCACCGAUCCUCCAUCCCAGACAACAGUUUCAUCAGAAUAUUCCUGAUGAAGCUACCAUCAGUCUUCAUUACAAUAAUGUGCAGCAACCUAACGUCUAUGAAGUGAACGGUACCACCUAUUACGGAACUGCCAACAGUCAUAUGGCUUCAGCUUCGGCGAAUAGGCACCACAGAAGACCUUUGCCUGAAGAAUGUGAAAAUGUCAAGGAUGAGAAAAGAAUCAGGAGGCACCACAACGAUGGUCAACGUCGGCAUUCAAGUUUUUACGAAAAACAAUCUGAUGUUGGCUCACCGAGGUGUCCCCAGCAGCAGAGGCCGAACACAAAGAAAUGUAAGAAGCCAUUCCCUAAUGUGUACAAGCCGAUUCGCUCGGCAAGGGACGAACGACCAUCAGAUUGUGGUGCCAAAGAAAGGAAUAACCCCCCUAGGGUGGAAGCCGCUGUUUCGCCAGUGUUCGGAUUGACCGAAGAACGACUGUACAACCUCCUCAUCCAGUUCACCGUAGCUCCGGAGGAUCUGUUUUCCAAUGGUUUUCCACAGGUGGAUAAGGUUAAGAACCAAGUCCGCCUGUACAAACACUGUUUCGGAAAACCUUUCAGGAUCCCGAAGAGAUUGGCUGGUAUUGAGGAGGAUUUUGAUCGGAAUUCACCGACCGCAGUUGAGAGGACCUGCGUUCGGUGUAACGAUCAGUUCUUCGUCAACGAGAACGGUUACUUGACGAAACAGCAGUGCUUCUACCACUGGGGGAAAAUUUCGUACUGUCGCCAUACAUGUUGCGAAAACACUCCGGGAUCCAAAGGUUGCACUUCGUCAAAACACCACGUCUGGAACGGUACAGUGGCGGGGAUCAACGAGCCCCUGCAAGGUUUCAUAAGCACAAAACGCAGCAAAAAAUCGGAGCGUAAGGUUUUCGCUGUAGACUGCGAAAUGUGCUACACCGUGCGAGGCUUGGAACUUUGCAGGGUAACCGUUCUGGGUUUUGACGGUGCCACGGUGUACGACUUUUUUGUGCAACCGGAGGAAGAAGUUGUGGACUACAACACUAGAUUUUCCGGAGUGACCGAAAGUGACGUGUAUGGGGCAAAGUCGAAAACAUUCCAAGAAGUGCAAAACGAUUUAUUGAACAUUAUCCACGAGGACACCAUUCUGAUAGGACACGCAAUGGACAAUGAUUUGCGAGUGCUGAAACUGGUCCGUUCUAAAAUUGUGGACACGUCUCUCAUUUUCCCUCAUGAGCGCGGUUUUCCCUUCAGGAACUCCUUAAAACAGUUGAUGUCAGUUCAUCUGAACAAGGCAAUUCAGACAUCCGAUCAUGGACAUAGUCCAUAUGAGGAUGCUCUGAGUUGCUUGGAGCUGAUAAAGUUCAAAAUACAACUGUACUACGCUGAGAGACGUCUCACAAUUUAA